CUGUCUGUCUGUCUGCAGGGCUGGCGCACCAAACAGCUGCGAGGAAGAUGUCAGUGUGUUUAGUGAGUGGAUUACUUCUCCUCUUCGCUGGGGUCUGUGUGCGCGGCUCUCCCACCUUACCUGCUGCCCAAGAGGGGCUGGUGUCGGACUGCCCGUCUUGCUCCCUGCCCAGGCUGCAGGAGACCGCCCCCAGCGCCGAGAGUCAGCUGGUGGAAGCCGUCAAGGAGCACAUCUUGAACAUGCUGCACUUGAAGGAGAGACCCAACAUCACCCACCCGGUGCCCAGAGCCGCUCUGCUGAACGCCCUGAAGAACCUGCACGUCGGCAAAGUGCGAGACGACGGCAACGUGGAGAUCGAGGAGGAAGCGUCCAGCGGACAAGCGCUCCGCGAGCCCGAGCAAACCUCGGAAAUCAUCAGCUUCGCAGAAGCAGGUCCGACCCAGGAUGUUGUGCACUUUCAGAUCGCGAUGGAAGGCGGCCGCGACCUGACCCUGGUGGACCAAGCCAACAUCUGGCUCUACCUGAAACUCUCCAACAAAACCAACCGGAGCAGGAGCAAGGUCACAGUCAGGCUGUACCAGGCUGGGCAAGGUCAGGACGGGCAAGCCCUCGUCUCCGAGAAGCAGGUGGACAUCAAGAGGAGCGGCUGGCACACCAUCCCGGUGUCCAGGAGCGCACAGGCCACGCUCGGCACCCAGGAGAGGUCUCUGGAGCUCAGGGUGACCUGCGAGCAGUGCCCGGAGGCGGGGGUCCGCCCUGUGCUGGCGGAGCCCACCGACAAGGAGGAGUCGCACCGGCCCUUCCUGAUGCUCCUGGUGCGGGAAGUGCAGGAGCACACGCACCGCAUCCGCAAGCGGGGGCUGGAGUGCGACGGCAAGAUCAACAUCUGCUGCAGGAAACAGUUUUACGUGAAUUUCCGCGACAUCGGCUGGAGUGACUGGAUCAUUGCACCGAUCGGCUACUACGGCAACUACUGCGAGGGCGAGUGUCCGAGUCACAUCGCGGGCACCUCGGGCUCCUCACUCUCCUUCCACUCGGCCGUCAUCAACCACUACAGGAUCCGGGGCUACAGCCCGUUCAACAACAUCAAGUCGUGCUGCGUGCCCACCAAACUGCGAGCCAUGUCCAUGCUCUACUACGACGACGAGCACAACAUCGUGAAAAAGGACAUCCAGAACAUGAUAGCGGAGGAGUGUGGCUGCUCGUAAGGAAGCCGCGGCAAAAAAAAGAAAACAAAAAUAAGGCGGCUUGUGAAGCCUGCGCGU
Messenger RNA from Callorhinchus milii (elephant shark), 1265 nucleotides. It is a transcript of the gene inhbab, whose product is annotated as inhibin subunit beta Ab. The transcript has 2 exons. Gene Ontology annotation, biological process: BMP signaling pathway; SMAD protein signal transduction. Bases 48 to 1208 code for a protein of 386 amino acids. Gene Ontology annotation, molecular function: hormone activity; growth factor activity; cytokine activity. The record is from RefSeq and is a predicted model, not a curated record. Lineage: Eukaryota; Metazoa; Chordata; Chondrichthyes; Chimaeriformes; Callorhinchidae. Gene Ontology annotation, cellular component: extracellular region.